AGCCAAUGACUUUUUAGGUAUUCGCAUGAUUUCUUGAAGCGUUUUCUUGGAAGCAUGGCCUCGCGGAAGACGCGAAUAUUCGGCGACCAAAGCAUGCUGGAAGCAGUCCAGAACCAAGUAAAUCAGAUCAAGCGUGUGAAUGACUCCGUCACGUCUCCAGCUGUAGCUAGAGACCUAAAUGUCCUGCUGUCCGUACUCGGCAAUCCCGUCUUGCAGAAGCUGGUAUGCUUGCAGGAUUCUUUGAAAGAAUUGUGCGAGGAUGUGAACGCGAAUCAAGGUGUAUGUCCUGCUGAUCUGGACAUCGAUAGUCAUGGUGAGCUCGUGUGGUCUUCUAGAGCUCAAAAGCGGGUCGCAGAGAAUGCUGCCAAGGCAAGUGCGAAAAGAGAAGUCGCUAAUGGCAACAACGAAAAAUUGAUCUCUGGCCGAAGUUCCGAAGUAAAAGAACAACCGCAUUUUGAUUCCCCCGGAAAACAGAAGGUGGAGGUUGUCGAGAAAGAGAAUAAGAAAGCUUACACAAAAGAAGUGGAAAGCAAUGCCCAAGCCAACGAUGGAAAUCUUCCUUUGGAAUUAGAUCCCUCCGCUCAGCAAUUGAUAGACAAGUGCGCUGCUGGGCGUCAAGUUCUGACUGUCCAGUUACAAAAGCGAGAAUCUGGUUCAGGUUCUGGACUUGGGUUCAGCGUGGUGGGACUGAAAUCCGAACUUUCAGAUUUGGGAAUCUUCAUACAAGGAAUUCAACCUGACGGGGCCGCUGCUGCGGAUGGACGUUUGCAAGAAGGCGAUCAAAUUCUGGCUAUUGAUGGUCACCCGUUGGACCCGUGGAUCCCUCACCAAGAUGCUGUUCGUAUCAUUCAGCGCACCAGAGGUUUAGUCACAUUUGUUGUUGCCCGUGGAUUGCCUUCUUCAACUUCGACGGGAGCCCUUCCGAAACCCAUACCCGAAGAUCAGUUGGAGAGCCCUCAGAAACCGUCAACUGCUGUUUCUGCUUCAGCUCCUGAUGUUCCUUUGACUGGUUUGACUGAUGGUGGUGCGAGUGGCAACAUGGUAUUGAACACAGAAUGGGCGCAAGUGGAGGCCGUCGAACUGAUCAACGAUGGAUCUGGUCUCGGAUUCGGCAUCAUCGGCGGGAGGUCGACUGGGGUAGUGGUCAAAACCAUCGUAGCUGCCGGUGUGGCUGAUCGAGAUGGGCGACUACAAAGCGGCGACCAUAUUUUGCAAAUAAAUGAUGUUAAUUUGCGAGGCAUGUCAUCUGAUCAGGUCGCAGUGGUUUUGCGGCAGGCCGGAUCUCAUGUUCGUCUUGUGGUUGCACGGCCCGUGGAUCCCGGUGCAUUGAGCAACGGAGACGACAAUGAUAACAUUCUAUCGAUUCAGAGGAGUAUGCGUGCUCCGCUGAUCGCAACAAAAUUGCUCUAUGACCCGGAUGAGAUUGACAAGAUCUUAUCAAGCGUUGCGGAGGAUGUUCUGAAUGAAGAAGACUUGACAGAGGAUCUCGUCAAUGGAAUCCCGGAUAUAAGCCCACCACCUCCGCCGUUACUUAUUGAAUCGAUCGACGAAGAGCAGGUCAUUCUCAAUCCGAUGAUCCCUGAAGUAGAAUCCCUGGACGCCGUUCUUAAAAAGGAUGCCAAUGGUUUAGGAAUCACAAUAGCGGGAUACGUAUGUGAACGCGAGGAACUGUCCGGAAUCUUCAUCAAGAGCAUAACACCAGGCUCAGCUGCAUUCAGCUCGGGUCUAGUUCAAGUGAACGAUCAAAUCAUCGAAGUAGAUGGAACAGAGCUCGCGGGUUACACGAACCACCAAGCUGUGCACGUUCUACGAACAACGGGACAAGUUGUGCGUCUACGUCUAGCUCGUUACAAUCAUGGUCCCAAAUUCGACCAGCUUCAGCACGCGAUUGCAUCCAGUAUCAACGACGUUGGAAGCGGAGACGUGCCGAAUUUCCUACACGGCUCUCGACCGGAUUUGGUGCCCGAAACGGCCCCUAUUGUCGAGCAAAGGCUCAUGGCUAUGAACGAAUGCAAUAACAAUCGUGUGGAUACUGCGACCAAGGAGCGUUGGAAUCAAGUGCUUGGAACGGGGUUCGAAGUAGUUCUUGUGCAUGUGAAGAAGUUCGCGUCUGGCGGUGGACUUGGCAUCAGUUUGGAAGGAACCGUGGAUGUCGAGGGCGGCAAAGAAGUGCGACCGCGACACUUCAUCAGGUCAAUUCUUGCGGAUGGUCCAAUUGGUGCGUCGAAUGUUCUACAGCCAGGAGAUGAGCUCCUGGAAGUAAACGGCCGUCAACUUCUAGGAUUGAACCACACCCAGGUGGUUUCCAUUUUGAAGGAACUACCGCAGGAAGUGACGUUGGUUUGUGCCCGUCCGACGGGCGCCGGACGCCUGAGGCUGUUCUCCAAUGUGCCUGAUGGGGUUUCAUCAUUAACCCCUCCAACUGUGUCCACAAAUUCUUCCUCUCAACCUCCUUCACCCGGACUUUCUUAUGGUGAUAGAUCAGGUCUUGUGAAGGCCAAAAGUGAGGGUUCAAUUGCGUCGAGUGUGCUUGGAAUAGGCCCUGAAAGCGGGAUAGUGGAGGCAAAAAAUCUGGAGCUUCGAUCUCGGUCUUUGGAACCGUUAACGAGCGUUCCGCUGUGGAGUCCAGAUGUUCAAGUGAUCGAGUUGGUGAAAAGCGAACGUGGACUGGGAUUUUCCAUCCUCGACUAUCAAGAUCCAUUGAAUCCGAAUGAUACUGUAAUUCUCAUUCGAAGCCUUGUGCCUGGAGGAGUUGCUCAGACUGACGGACGUCUCAUUCCCGGUGAUCGGAAAUGGGAUCGGGAAUUGAAGAUAAACGAGCCUACCGUAUUUUUGUGCCGAAAUAUCCGUGACCUUUUGUCUUUUUCUCACGAAGAUAAAUUGUGGUGCGCGUUGAUAAUCCUGAAUAGCCUUAUUUGCGUUGGUGAUGAAAAAAAUUUCUUUGUUCAUUCCAACAGCCUUAUGUUCGUCAAUGAAGUAAACGUGGAGAGCGCGUCUUUGGAUGAGGCUGUUCAAGUGCUGAAGAGUGUCCCGAAGGGCAAAGUUUUCAUCGGCAUCGCAAAGCCUCUGGUUGCAGACGUUGGCGACCUUGGGGACAAGGUUGUUGUUCCUGCUCCGUCAAUGUACAGUGAUUUAGUUCCUGAAGCUCAAGGGAAGUCUGACGACUACAUGAAUGCCAGUGGACUCAUUCGUCAGGAUCCGGAUGGUGGCAUCUCCAACAUUAGUGUAAACGCAGCAGAUGAUUCAGUCACUGUCGCGAGUCAGUUGUGGGGUCCAGAGCGAGUUGUUCUUGUUCAUCGAGAACCUAAUCGAGGCCUUGGCAUAAGCAUCGUUGGGGGAAAAGUUGAUGUUGACACACCGUCUUCUUCAUCUGGCUCGAGUGAAACCACUGCUGCGGCCUCCUCUUUCAUUUGUGGGAUUUUCAUCAAAAACGUUUUGGCUGAUAGCCCCGCAGGUUGGUGCCUGGUUUUUGUUGUUGUUGUUUGUCAGUCAAAUCUCAUUUCUCGGUAUUUAGGUCGAACUGGAGAACUUCAUACUGGCGACCGAAUUUUGGAAGUGGAUGAAAUCGAUUUGCGAGACGCCAGUCAUGAUCAAGCGGUGGAAGUUAUUCGCAGUGCGGGAAACCCCGUGAGAUUCAAGGUACAGAGUCUUGUUCUUCGCAACGCGUUAGACUGCGACAAUGAAGCCGAAGAAGACGACAACGAUGCAGAAGACGAGGAAAAUAACAAUCGAAGAAAAGAUGGGCAGCUGGACUCGACUUGGAAUUCGGAAGAAGAGUCCCUGGCUGUUUCUCAUGCAAGAUAUCUUGAUCUCGACGGAGAAAUCAUGAUGAUCGAGCUGUCUGAAGGAGCGUCUUUCGGCGUCGCGAGUGGGAAGCAAGAAGGAUUUUUCGUCUCUACUCUGAGUGCCGAGUGCAACGCCGCAGGACUCGAAAUGGGAGAUGAAAUAUUGGAAGUCAACGGGCAGUUGAUGCGUGGACAAUCGGAGGACGUUGUUACAAUGGCCAUCAUGCGAGCGUCAACGAGGGCCAUGAAAGUUGUCGUUCUUCGUCGAGGAGCCGCAUCCAUUUCACCUGCAAUCAUGUCUUCUUCUGGUGCCACAACGAGCUCAUGCUAUUCUACGGAAUCUUCGUCUACUCCCGGCGCUGGUCGAGACAUGACUUUGGUGAUCAAAAAGGACUCGGCUGCCCAAGGCUUGGGAAUUAUGAUCGUCCAGAGAACGCAUCCCGAUCUGGGACCCGGGAUAUUCGUGUCGGAUAUUCAGAGUCCGAGUCCUGCUCAGAAGGCCGGUCUGGACAUCGGGUACAUGAUUUUGUCUGUGAAUGGAGAAUCUCUUCUUGGUGCUGGGUAUGAAGAAGCAGCAGCUGCACUCAAAAGAGCUGGCACAGUUGUGACUCUCUCUGUGAUUCCUGAAAUGCGUAAGAAAUCGAGCGAAACGGAAAGCAAGAUUGGCCUCGGACCCGUUUCCCCGUCAUCAGAAAAACCUAAAGUUCCUCCGAAGCCUGCCAGCCUUUCGACAAGACCGAACGUGCCCCCGAAAUCCGCUGCGACCGCACCAAUAAAAGAGCCCGAGGAGCCAACAGACCGACGAUUCUCUCUUGUGUGUCCCAUAGAACCUGGUCGGGAAACGACGAUUGAAAUCAACAAGGACAAAAUGGGGCUCGGCUUGAGCAUCGUCGGUGGCAAAGACACGCUUUUGGGAUCCAUUAUCAUUCACGAAGUGUAUCCCGACGGCGCAGCUGCGAAAGACGGUCGACUCCGACCGGGUGACCAAAUUCUGCAAGUGAACAGCGAGGAUUUCAGGGACGCCACUCACGCCAAGGCUCUGGCGACCCUGCGUCAAACUUCUGCCUGCGUUCGACUAACGGUAUUCCGCGAAGAAGGUCUCACUGGUGCCGAAGACGACAUGCUUCAUGUUUUCGACGUGGACAUCGUGAAGAAACCGGAUCGCGGACUCGGAUUGAGCAUCGUGGGACGGAAAAACGGGCCCGGGGUCUUCAUAUCGGAAGUGGUGGACGGCGGAGUUGCCGCCACGGACGGUCGUUUGAUGCAAGGCGAUCAAAUCCUGGCCGUGAAUGACCAAGACCUGAAGACAGCGUCUCAGGAACAAGUGGCUGCUUUGUUGAAGAACUCGCUUGGGCAUAUUCGAUUGCGAUUGGGGCGACUAAAGCCGGCAGCAGCUGCCGCUGCGGCUGCUGCAGCCGCGGCAGCAGCAUUUGCUGCCAACUCUUCCGCCACGACUCCUCCUGCUCCGUCUGCUGCUGCAUCGAUACCAAACAACAUGUCGUCCUCGUCAUCUUCUCUUUCUUCUUCAUCCUCGCUGGUGUCUUCGAGUAAAGCGGCGAUGGUGUCACCUCCGCAACCGAGGAUUGUUUCCUUAGUCCGGGGUCCUGAUGGCCUUGGAUUCUCCAUCGUCGGGGGACACGGAAGUGCUCACGGAGACUUGCCGAUUUACGUGAAAACUGUUUUCGAUAAAGGUGCUGCUGCUCUGCAAGGUGGGCUGAAGAGAGGCGAUCAGAUUUUGGCAGUCAAUGGACAUACUCUCGAGGGGCUGACGCAUCACGAAGCCGUGGAGAUAAUCAAGAACGCCGAAGGGAACGUGACUUUGACGCUCUUGUCGUGAAAUCUUUCUUCCGCUCAACAGGGAUUGCCUUCGUUUUCACUAGUCUUGGACUGUCACAUUAUAUAUCUUCUCGUAUGUUGGGACCAUGUUCGAUAAUUUAUGCAAUUAAGAUUCCAAUAAUGUCGCAUUCUUCACGUGUGGAUGGGUGUUCUUUCGUGGCAGACAAAAGUUGCCUUAUUCUCCCGGGAUUUGAAAAACUUUUCAUCACGUUUUACGAAGAAUUACAAUUUUAAAAUUGUAUAACUCCAUUCAUUGCUAGCAAAUUUGUUGACAGUAAACAUUUCUUUCUUGUUUUUCUAUUCUAAGAAACUUUGAUUUGUCCUGACUGGAACGCUUCAUUAGCGCACCAAAUUUGAGGAGGAGCUCUUUGAUAUGAGCUACCUUAUGACUAUUCUUACCGUUUUCGACUUUACGCGCAUUUGUAUGAACUUGUCUGAGUCUCUGUUAGAGAUUCCGUUUUUUGAAAGGCGUAUGUUGAAUUUACUUGACAUUCGUUUGUUUUGUUUUUUUUUUCGAACGGAAAGAGGAUGAAUCCUUGAUCUGAAGCAAACUUUCCUGAGGUUCGCUUUGACGAAACACAGUUUCUGUGGUGCCUCGGUUCAAGCCAGUUGUUAUCAGCAACGAAAUAACAUUUUUGCUCGUAUUAUCAGUGCGAGUUUUUACUAUUUUUUUUCUCUCUUUUCUUUUCCUUUUUUAUUGGGAGGAUUCCACCGAAGUAUUUAUCCAUUCCCGAGGGUCUCACGUUGCUUGAAUGAGAAUCAAAGUUGUAUUUUUUAUCAUUCGCUCAAUCGAAGCCCAUUUCCCUCUUUUCAAAGCGUGUGAAAGGUUUCCGAAGGAUUCGAAUUGUUUUCCGUGACGGAAUUCAGUGUUCGGCUCAUCCACUGUGGUGCAAUUGUUUCAUCGAUUUUGAGCUCCAAUAUGGACUUUUCCCCUUUUUUUGUGUAGGUCUUGGGUCCAAGAUGCUUGAAAAAUAUCUCGAUUGAGUUUUUGAUUGAAUGAGGAGCUGCCUUGAUGGACCACUUGUUGACGAUUCGUUUCCGUUAUCAGCAUUAUGAUGUACAUUGCGGAACACUGAUGGGAGAUCAUGAUAUUUUAUUGAUUUGUACGUUAUGGAAUUGUACUGAUUCAACGAAAAAUAUUGAACACAAUCACCUUCGAUUUAAAA
Molecule: messenger RNA, 6787 nt
Organism: Notodromas monacha
Lineage: Eukaryota; Metazoa; Arthropoda; Ostracoda; Podocopida; Cyprididae
Source: the annotation of a GenBank genome assembly